Molecule: messenger RNA, 1566 nt
Organism: Paramuricea clavata
Lineage: Eukaryota; Metazoa; Cnidaria; Anthozoa; Malacalcyonacea; Plexauridae
Source: the annotation of a GenBank genome assembly
AUGACCGGCGAGGGUGGCCAUAACCGCAACUGGGCAUGCGGGUGCAAACCAGGAGUCCUUGGUCCACCUGUAUCGCCUAUUCCUCCCAUGCUGCGAUCCACCAUCGAGCAGCUAGGCUAUGGCCCACCUUUGUCAUGGAAACUUGAACAAGAUACCCUCCUAACGAAAUUAGCACUCAAAUGGACAACGAAUACCGGACAACCCUCAAACAAGUUGACGCUGUUUCCUCCUUCUCUGAUGACCGCCAUCGCCUCUUUGCAAACUUCACCUGCCUCCUGGUCCCUUGAACAAGUUGACAACCACCUCCUCUGCUGCCUGACUUGGACCACUCCGACUACAUCUACUCCAGCAUCUCCAACCUCGACCCUCGACGACUCUGGCUAUUCUUCUCCACCGCAAUCACCUACAUCUCCCACUCGACCAUGCACUCCGGACCUCUCACCUGUACGCCUCGACUUUCCAUCCACGAUAGUUACCAGCAUGAAGACAUCCACAAUACCUAAUAAGCAAACACAGGAUGCCUCCACUGCCACCACUACCGAGAUAAUAGUCGCGACCUCUACACAAACCUCUCCUCCAACUGCAAUGGAUGCCAGCACCCAGACAUCCACAAAUUUUAAUCAACAAACCCAGGAUGCCUCCACUGACCCCAGCACAACUACCCUUGUUACCUCUUCUACCUUCUGCCAAACCUCAACUCCAGCUACUGUGGGCAUUGGUGUCCAGACAUCCACGUUACUCCCAAAUUCAUGUCAGGAUGCUGCCACCUCGACCACCGGACCUGUUGUUACUGCCGCCAGUUCUCAAACCCUCCAACCGCUCACCAAAGUUUCCACCACACAAACCCCCGUUCAAGAUCCUACACCCUCAACCAGCACAACCAGUACCCAAGCUUCCUUCUCAUUCAUUCCAACCUCCAACCCACCAACUGCUAAUACCUCCACCACCACCUCGAAGAAGAAGAAAAAGAAAGGCAAACCCGCUCCAGUAUCCUCCACCGAUGUUGCAACCGAAUAUGACCCACCUACUAUCCAAUACCGCCACUGCCGCCUCUGCCACAAUCCGAACUUCGACGAUACCAAUGCAAUCUCCCACCUCCUGACAUGUGAUGACCUCCCACGACACCUCCUCCAUUAUCGUACUGCCUUCUUUAAACAACAGUCCCUAACCACCGGUAUCCCGAUUGAGUCCCUCCAAACUCAAACCGCGUUAUUCCUAACCACCCACAAGAUUGAAGAGACCGACCCAGAUGCCCCUAAUUCCACCAAAGACUACCUCAUUGGUCAACUGUUUCUGAGCGCCAUGCCAGAAUUUGAACAAGUCGAGCACUACCAUGCUGCCCUCUGCAAAUUUACCCACCACCUUGUCAGUGCAACCAUGAAACACGUGAAACUUGACCCGGCAUCAAACCACCAGCAGCUGUUCUACCUACAAGGCGUUGAUUCCCUCCUCCAUGAUGAUGUUGAACCUGACCAUCCCCACCAUCCAUUUGACCACCUCGAGCUAUACCCGGACAAUGAAUCCCUCCUCGAUGAUGAUGACUACGGCUAUGAUGAUGAAUAUUGA